AUGGCCGGAUUGCCGGAAAGUCUUGCGUCUCCACGAUGCUACUGUACGUAUCCUCGCGGCACAUACUAUGGUACUAUACUAUCGUGCUGUCACACGGUUGGCAACGAGCAGCUUCCGAUCCCCCGAGGUGCGAAGCAGAGGAGCAUGCAACAUGGCCGGCUCCAACCUCGGGACGCUGCAAGGCAGCGAUCCAUCCGUCGAUUUGCUAUGCACUCGGAUCGCCACCACCUGUCAUCGACGCAUCGUGAAGACGAUGAGGACGCUUGCUGGGGCACGCAUGAGGACCAGAGAAGGAUCCUGUGUACCUGGACUAGUCAGAAGCGACUUGCCGGCUACGAAAACGGCGCGCAGCCGCUGUACCGUGUCAGGUGUCUCACCGCGGUACCUCUUAUUGACCGCAAGUUGCCUCGGACGGACUAUUUCCUCCACGGAGGCACUAAAACUCAGUAA
Neoarthrinium moseri is the source of this 450-nucleotide messenger RNA. RefSeq lists its product as uncharacterized. Lineage: Eukaryota; Fungi; Ascomycota; Sordariomycetes; Amphisphaeriales; Apiosporaceae. The record is from RefSeq and is a predicted model, not a curated record. The coding region runs from base 1 to 450 and encodes 149 amino acids. The transcript has a single exon.